UUGAGCGCCAACUGUUUCUUUGACGUUCCUUUUUCAUCGGCACCAUGAAAGUGUCAAGAAUUACAGUCAGUCUUACCACACUGCUGGUAAUACUGGUAUGCAUUUUCUCUACCAAUGGCUCUGCCGAAAACCCGCAGCAGCAAGCAGUGCUGUCACCUCAUGACGGACCAUCGCACGGUAUUCAGGCAGACCAAGUAGCCCAAUUGGAAACCACUGAAAAGUUCACUUUCCAGACCGAAAUUUCUCGUUUGAUGAGUUUAAUUAUCAACUCUUUAUACAAAACACGCGAAAUCUUUUUACGCGAGAUCAUCUCCAACGCCUCGGAUGCCCUGGACAAGAUUCGAUUUUUAUCCCUUACGGAUCCUUCGGCCCUUGAGAGUGAACCGCGUUUGAGCAUUUCCAUUGCUGCUGACCCGGAAACAAAGUCUUUAAUUAUCACGGAUACCGGUAUUGGUAUGACUCGCGAACAGCUCAAGAUGAACCUAGGCACCAUUGCAAAAUCGGGAACGUCGGAAUUCCUGCAAAAGCUGGAAAGUAACAAGGACGAAGUCACUCAAAUUGGUCAAUUCGGUGUUGGCUUUUACUCGGUCUUCCUUGUUGCUGACAAAGUCACGGUGGCCUCCAAAUCGAACGAUGAAGCAGAUCAAUAUAUCUGGAUGAGCGAAGCCGUUGAUGACUUUGUCAUCGCGAAGGAUCCGCGAGGAAAUACCCUUGGACGCGGCACCGAAAUCACGCUGCAUUUGAAAGAAGAUGCCCUUGAAUUCUUGGACCAAGACGUGCUGAAGGGCCUCGUCACCAAGUACUCCGAGUUUAUCAAUUUCCCCAUUUAUAUUUGGACUGAACGCAAUGAAACGGUGACCAAAGGUUCGGGCAAGGUUGACUCUGAUAAAGACGAGGAGGAGAUUCACGAGGAAUCGCUUGAUAAAGAGGAAGAGGACGACGAAUCUGAAUCUGAGACUGAAACACGUACGACCCGAUCCUGGGAACGUGUGAAUACACAGAAACCGAUUUGGAUGCGUUCUGCCAAAGAUAUUAGCGAGGAAGAGUAUGUUCAAUUUUACCAGUCCUUGACCAAGUCUCCCACCGAGAAGCCAUUGACGUGGAUGCACUACAAGGGCGAAGGUGACAUUGAGUUCCGAUCCAUUGUCUACAUUCCCAAGCAAGCCGACCCUAACUUUUUCCGCAAUCUGGCUGACAAGCUUCACAAUAUGAAAUUAUUUGUGAAGCGUGUAUUCAUUACCGAUGAAUUUGAACUUUUCCCGAAAUGGCUUUCCUUCCUCAAGGGUAUCGUUGAUGCGGAUGAUUUGCCUCUCAACGUUUCGCGUGAAACUCUCCAGAAGCAUCGCUCGUUACGCAUCAUUUCCAAACAUUUGGUGAAGAAGGCUUUGGAUAUGUUCAGCCAGCUGUCGAAGCAGGACGAGGAAAAGUACGCUGAAUUUCUGAAAGAAUAUGGCAAUGCUCUCAAGUACGGUGCCAUUGAAUCCGACGCGCAUCGCAGGAAGAUUGCCACUUUGUUGCGCUUCGCAUCCUCUUACGAUCCUACCAGCCCCGGUGUCAGUCUCGACAGUUACAUUGACCGUAUGAAAGCCAAUCAGAAAUCGAUCUACUACCUGGCAGGCCUGGCCAUUUCCGAGAUCGAACAAAGCCCCUUUUUGGAACGUUUAUUGGCUCGAGGCUUUGAAGUUCUUUAUUUGGUUGACCCCAUUGACGAGAUGCUUAUCCAGCAUAUGCCUAGUUACAAUGGCAAGAUGUUUGUGAAUGUGGCGAAAGGCGACUUGAAGUUUGGCGACGAGAAAGAUGAAGAAGCGGACAUCAAAGAACUGGAAAAGAAAUUCGAGCCUUUAAGCCAAUGGUUGAAAACCACGCUCGGUCAGCAUAUUGACAAGGUGGUCCUGUCGAAACGGUUAACCACCUCUCCCAUGGCCAUCGUCGCAGCUGAUUUCGGAUUAACGGGUCAUAUGGAACGUUUGAUGGCAGCUCAAGGAGAGAAAAACAAGGAACGCGAUAUGAUGCUCAAUUUCAUGUCAAUGCAAAAGAAGACUUUGGAAAUCAACCCCAACCAUCCCAUUGUGAAGACACUUCUUGAACGUGUGGAAGCUGAUGAUACAGACCAAGAUACUACGGAAAUGGUCACCAUCUUGUACGAAACCACGGCUAUUCGCAGCGGCUAUCCCUUGAAAGACCUGAACUCUUUCACCAAGCGAAUUGAGAGCGUCAUUCGCAAAGGCAUUGGUGCCUCGCUAACAGAGCAAGUCGAAGUGAAGGAGGAAGUUGCCGCAGAUAAGACAGCCGAAGAGAAAUUGGAAGACGAGGCUUUGCAAAAGGAAGCCAACGAAGACGAACAAGAUGAUAACGACACUGCUGAAGAAGAUCUUUUGCACGAUGAACUCUAAUGCAAAUGAUUAGCUAAAAUAAAAUGAUAUUAUUAUCUUGUAACGUGGCCUUACAUGCUUGCCGUUUACAUUUAUGCUCUCGAUCGAUAAUUAAUAUAGCAGAUGGUGUGUGACAUAAUACUGGCAAAUAUUCCGUAACAUGGUCUGUAUCUUUAAAAAUCUAAUAGCGUAACCCUAAAAGAUGGGAUGAAGAUAUAAAGCAAUCUUUUUUCAUGGUUUGCAAAAUAACAGACAAGGGAUUGAGAAUGACUUCCAACAGCGAAUGGUCAAAAAGAGGGAAAAAUGUCCAAUGUUGUUAUCCAUACAUUC
Radiomyces spectabilis is the source of this 2702-nucleotide messenger RNA. RefSeq names its product Hsp90 protein-domain-containing protein. Bases 45 to 2393 code for a protein of 782 amino acids. NCBI's taxonomy places the organism in Eukaryota, Fungi, Mucoromycota, Mucoromycetes, Mucorales, Radiomycetaceae. Gene Ontology annotation, biological process: protein folding. The record is from RefSeq and is a predicted model, not a curated record. Gene Ontology annotation, molecular function: ATP-dependent protein folding chaperone; ATP binding; ATP hydrolysis activity. The transcript is spliced from 2 exons.